UGUGUGCUGAACUGAGCGGAGGUGAAGAAGAGGAGGAUGAAGCUGGGAGAGGAGGAUGGGAGGAAGAGUGGAGUAAGAGACAGGCUAGCAGUGUGUGAAUGUGUGUGUAUGUGUGAGUGAGGAAGAGGAGAGGAAGGUCGCGUGAGGGACCGAAAACAAAGACGUAUAUAUUUUUUGUGGGGGGGAUUUAACCUUUGGAGCAUAACGAACGGAAACUUUCAACUUUUUACCCGCCACUGCUCGGCUCGCUGUGCCCGGAGCCGGCUUUGUUUCACGGCGGGGGUGUCUGCGAUAAAUGAAGGAAUAAAAUAGAUCCCCAAUCGACCAUUUUCUACCCAAGCGGGGAAAACCGGGGGGCAGUUUUUGGCUGAGGAUACAAGAGAAUGGCGGCUAACAUGUACCGAGUGGGAGACUACGUGUACUUUGAGAACUCCUCCAGCAACCCUUACCUGAUCCGCAGAAUAGAAGAGCUCAACAAGACAGCCAACGGGAAUGUGGAGGCAAAGGUGGUGUGUCUUUUCAGGAGGAGAGACAUUUCUGGCAACCUCAACACGCUGGCUGACAGCAAUGCAAGAGAGUUUGAAGAGGAGUCCAAGCAGCCCGUCCUGGGUGAACAACAGAAGCACCAGCUCAAACACAGAGAGCUUUUCCUGUCUCGACAGUUUGAAUCUCUACCCGCGACUCACAUACGGGGAAAAUGUAACGUCACCCUCCUCAAUGAAACGGACGUUUUGGCCGGCUACCUGGACAAGGAGGACUGUUUCUUCUACUCGCUGGUGUUCGACCCUGUCCAGAAGACUCUGCUGGCAGACCAGGGCGAGAUCCGUGUGGGCUCAAAGUACCAGGCAGAGAUUCCUGACAAGCUCGCUGAGGUUGAAUCAGAUACUCGGGUCCAGGAGAAGCUGGAGACCAAAGUGUGGGACCCUAACAACCAGCUCAAAGACCCUCAGAUUGACCAGUUCCUGGUGGUGGCAAGAGCUGUCGGGACGUUUGCUCGGGCCCUGGACUGCAGCAGCUCCAUCCGCCAGCCGAGCCUCCACAUGAGCGCGGCCGCAGCCUCCAGAGACAUCACACUGUUCCACGCCAUGGACACGUUGGAGAAGAACAGCUACGACCUGGCCAAAGCCAUGUCCAACCUCGUCCCCCAGGGAGGCCCCGUGCUCUGCCGCGACGAGAUGGAGGAGUGGAGCGCCUCAGAGGCCAUGCUGUUCGAGGAGGCUCUGGAGAAAUACGGCAAAGACUUCAACGACAUUCGCCAGGACUUCUUGCCCUGGAAAUCUCUAGCCAGUGUGGUCCAGUUCUACUACAUGUGGAAAACUACAGACCGCUACAUCCAACAGAAACGACUAAAAGCAGCCGAGGCAGACAGUAAGCUGAAGCAGGUGUACAUCCCCACCUACACCAAACCAAACCCUAAUCAGAUCAUGGUGCCGGGCAGCAAGCCCGGUAUGAACGGAGCAGCGGGCUUUCAGAAAGGACUCAGCUGCGAGAGCUGCCACACGGCCCAGUCUCCUCAGUGGUAUGCCUGGGGUCCUCCCAACAUGCAGUGCAGACUGUGCGCCUCCUGCUGGAUCUACUGGAAAAAGUAUGGAGGCCUGAAGACCCCCACACAGCUAGAGGGCGCCGCUAGGAGUGGCUCUGAGUCCGGCCCCCGUGGUCACAUGACGCGUCAGGAGGUGCAGGGCCUGUCGCCGUUCACCCGCAAUGAGGGCCGAGCGAAGCUGCUGGCCAAGAACCGCCAGACGUUCAUCCUGCGGACCACCAAGCUGACGCGCGUCGCCCGGCGGGUCUGCGAGGACAUCCUGCAGCCACGCCGUGCUGCGCGACGGCCCUACGCCUCCAUCAACGCCAACGCCGUCAAGGCUGAGUGUAUGAUCAGGCUUCCAAAAGCCCCGAAAACUCCUGCAAAGAGCAAAGUGGUGCCUCGACCGUCACUGGCCAACAUAGUGAAGGAUUUAGCCGUGUCCGCUCCUCUGAAACUGAAGGCCUCCAGAGGACCCCCGACCCCCAUCAACAGGAACCAGGCCAGUCAGCCUCGAGUGGGACAAAGCCUUCUGGGAAAGAGAGGGUUUGACAGCGCUUCAGGGAUGCCUUUCCCAGCCAAUGGGAGGCCGUACAGUUCAGGAAUGAGGACCACCUCCCAGUCGGUCAUUAAGCGGCAGAAGGUCAGCCAGGGCGAAGCUCCAAACCCUGUGGUGUUUGUGGCUACUAAGGACACCAGGGCUCUGAGGAAACACCUGACCCAGUCGGAGAUGCGUAGGGCAGCGAGGAAACCUCACCUCCUGGUCCGGAUCAAGCUGCCGCCUCCCCCUCGCUCCCUGGCCAUGCCCCUGCUCCCCUCCAGCACCAGUGAACCCAUCGUCCUGGAGGACUGAAGAGGAGGAGGAAGAACGUCAGGGGAGUCUUUUAAAAGGACA
This is a messenger RNA of Solea solea (common sole), 2417 nucleotides long. RefSeq names its product metastasis associated 1 family, member 2 (gene mta2). The record is from RefSeq and is a predicted model, not a curated record. Gene Ontology annotation, biological process: negative regulation of transcription by RNA polymerase II. The transcript is spliced from 18 exons. Gene Ontology annotation, molecular function: sequence-specific DNA binding; zinc ion binding; transcription corepressor activity. Gene Ontology annotation, cellular component: nucleoplasm; NuRD complex. Lineage: Eukaryota; Metazoa; Chordata; Actinopteri; Pleuronectiformes; Soleidae. The coding region runs from base 384 to 2375 and encodes 663 amino acids.